UCCGUGUUUACAGCUUUAGCUACACGUUAGCAUUAGUGGUCUGUCAAGAAGUGACCUGGAAUCUAUUGGACGUUUUUUGAAGCAAACAAGACGACGAUUCUGUAAAAAUCCCUGGUUUGUUCGCUGCAACGUGAUUAGCAUGGUUGUUAUGAGGCAGAAGCGUCGCCUAAACCCGUAGCAAUGACAAGCUGGCUAACGUAGCGCCGUAGGUUAGCCAGCUAGGUAACUAACAACACCAGCUAGCUAACUUCUCACUCAGCAGCGGUUAAUCCAGUUCAGAGAAACAGCUUGCGCAGCCAUGGGUGCAGAAAGCAGCGCGGUGCGGGGCUGCACCCUGGAGGAGUCGCUCCUCACCCUGCCCUCCGGACUCACCAUGUACUCUGCGAGGCUUCAGGAUGGAAAGCCGGCUUCUGUGUUUGUUCACAAACGGGGCAAUGAAGACAAAGUGAACAAAGCUGCGAAGCACCUCAAAACCUUGAGGCACCCAUGUCUGCUGCGCUUCCUCUCCUGCUCAGUGCAGGAUGGCGGCAUCCACCUGGUGACAGAACGUGUGCAGCCCCUGGAGCUGCUGCUGGACAGCCUCUCUCCAGAGGAAAUCUGCGCAGGCAUCUAUGACCUCUUGCAGGCGUUAGUCUUUCUGCAUGAGAGGGGCAAAUCGAGCCACAACAACGUCUGCAUAUCGUCUGUGUUUGUCAGUGAAGAUGGUCAUUGGAAACUGGGAGGGAUGGAGACUGUGUGCAAGUUCUCUGAAGCAACACCUGAGUUUCUUGCAAGUAUGCAGAAUGUGAGGGAGGCCAGCUCUAUUCCCCCAGAGGAACAGGCUGAGGGCCUAAAAAUGCUUCAGGAUAAGAAUGCUCACUCUCGGGACUGUUACUCUUUUGGAGUGCUGGUUGAGAGCCUCCUCUCUCUCCUGAAUGGUUACGUGUCACAGGAGCUGUCUGACAGCCUGAAGAAAACCCUGCAGGCAGGCCCCUUGAACUCUGAUCCCCUGUGUCGACCUCCACUUAGCUCCUUGCUGACUCAUGACUUUUUUAGAAAUGACUUCCUGGAAGUGAUGAAUUUUCUGAAGAGCCUCACCUUGAAGACGGAAGAAGAAAAGAAUGAAUUUUUUAAGUUUCUACUAGACCGGGUCCAAAGUCUCCCUGAAGAGCUGAUAGCAACACGCCUCAUCCCCAAACUCCUCAACUCCCUGGUUUUUGCAGAGCCCAUGGCUGUCAAAAGCUUCCUGCCUCAUCUUUUGAAGCCAAAGAAGGAUUCAGGUGUCAGUGGUGGUAGCUGUGAAGAAUGCCUGCUGUCUGUGUCCCUUUACCGCAAACAUGUGGUCCCUCAGCUUCUCAAGCUCUUUAAGGUCAAUGAGGAACAUGUACGGAUCGUGUUGCUGGCCCACAUCCAUAUCUAUGCUGAGUUCUUUUCCCAUGAUGAACUCAAAAACCAGAUCCUACCUCAGGUUUUGUUAGGAAUGAGAGACACCAAUGAUUCUUUGGUUGCCAUGACGCUGCAGAGUCUGGCAGUGUUGGUACCUCUGUUAGGGGCUCAGGUGGUGGUAGGUGGAGAGAGGAGCAAGGUCUUUAAACGCACAACUCCCAACUUCACUAGAUCUACAGAGGUCACGCCUGAAACUUCCCCUGUCCAUAUAGUUGGAGGAUCCCACCCUCAGAUGGCCCAGCCUUCAAAGGGGCUGAAUUUGUUUCCCAGACCAACACAACCUGAGGGACUGGACCUAGGUCAGAUGGGUAAUUUAGCGGGUUGUAGGGAAACUCCAAAAAGUUACCCUUCAGCACCAAAAUCCGAUGGCAGUAGACAGCUGUCACUGCCUUUGAACGGUUUUCAUCAGGACAGAAGGGUUGCACCGCUGUUGUACAGUCCAGAUCAGGCUGACAGACUCGAACGCCCCGCUGAAGACUGGCCUGACUGGAGCGACCCAGAGGAGAGCGAGAACAGAGAUGGACAGUCGGUCGAGAUCCACAUUCAGGCCUCCGAGAGAGAAGAUGCGGUCAGUAGCAGGAUGCCUCUCUCACAUCCUGACAUGGAGGAGCCAUGGGACGACUUUGAAGAUCCUGAACCUUCGUCCGAUCUCUCACCUACAGCUCCUCUAUCAGACCCUGUUAUCCUCACACCUCCCAGAGAGAGCGCUCCUGCACCUGUGAACCAAGCACCUGAAGCACUGAGACUGGGUUCUUCUAAAGCCCUCAAACUGAUCUCAACACUGAGACAAUCCACACAGAGCAAGACCCCCCCGUUGUGGGAUAAUGGCUGGGCUCAAGAAGAGAGAGACUCACAGAAACUACCAAACCCCAAAUCCAAACCUUCAGUGCCACUAAAGGACAGUGGGACUGCAAGUUUGGGGGAGGAGUUUACUAUUAAGGUCAAGAAGAAAGUAGAGCAAGAUCCAGAGCUGGAUUUGUUUGCAGACAUGGUGCCUGACAUCAAAUUGUCCACUCAAGCUCUGCUGCCACUAGAAGAGACACUAGACAAUGUGACUGGACUUUCUACAGCCUCUUCAGAAAACUCUACAUCUCUGCAGGUUGAUCCAUCCAUCGAUACUCUAACACUCACUGCCAAGUUUGCAGCUGCCAACCUGACUGAGACUGAAGCUGAUGGCUGGGGAGAUGGAGACGACCUGAACUGGGGGGAUGAGACCGCCUGGUGAUGAAUCAUAGACUAAAGACCACUUUUCAACUCAAACCCUCCAGUUUCCUCUGGCUUCAUUUAGAACGCCAGAUCUCAUGUAACAGCAUGAUGCAGUAAAAAUCAUAAUUAUGGCCUAAGAUUUUUCAUAUAUAUAUAUAUAUAUAUAUAUCCAAUGCUGUUGGUUCCCCCAGUAUUUUUCAUUGGUCCGUUCAUUGAGUUAACUUUUCUUAAACUGGAAGGAUCCUGUUAGAGCUGGACUUGGACACAUGAAGCCAUGUUUAAUUGUUUGCCAAUUAAUGCUAAUCUCCUCAAGACAAAUGAAGAUAUAAUCAUCCUGUUUUAAUCUGCUUCUGUUUUUUUUUUUUUUUUUUUUUUUUUUUUUUUACUGUGCCAACAUCAACAAUGGCAUGAAGAUCAAGAUCCACUUUUUGGCAAGACAUGACUUGUCCAAACGUUGUCUGGGUUGAUUUACAGGAAGCUUGCACUUUGAAUGAAUGUGAAAUAGAAAUUUACAUAAUUUAUUGGUAGCUUUUUGGUUGCUGGUGAAAGUAAAGAUUUUACUGUAUCAA
Cheilinus undulatus (humphead wrasse) is the source of this 3200-nucleotide messenger RNA. It is a transcript of the gene scyl3, whose product is annotated as SCY1-like, kinase-like 3. The record is from RefSeq and is a predicted model, not a curated record. The transcript has 14 exons. Gene Ontology annotation, molecular function: protein kinase activity; ATP binding. NCBI's taxonomy places the organism in Eukaryota, Metazoa, Chordata, Actinopteri, Labriformes, Labridae. Gene Ontology annotation, biological process: protein phosphorylation. Bases 299 to 2650 code for a protein of 783 amino acids.